AUGAGUGCGGAAACUACUCCGCAUCCGCAAGGUGCGGAUCCAUCUCAACCGACACUAUCCUCUCCCAUCGACGUCUUUGACUCACCUAGCCUCCUCACGCUACCGCCACCUGGCAAUCGCAUCAGGUCGUCGCAGUCUUCAAGUCACCCUUCCAGACUUGGCCUGGUCUCGUUCAGCACCAUGAGUCAAACCAAAAGCAUUGGUGACAGCGCUGUGCUCCUUCGCGGACCCACUGAAGAGGAGGAAGAAGUGGAUGAACUAGACGAGUUUGAUGCACAUGCGCCAAACGAGCUGGACUUCGAGCUUUGCGAUCAGCUGGAGGCAGAGAGUCUCCUCACGGCUACGCAGAGUUGUGAGCAGCUGGCUUCCACCAAUAAGAUCAGCAGCGGAAGCGGCAGCUCCAGAUCGCCGCAAAAGAGGACUCGAACCCCGUCUCUCCUGAAUAGCACCCAAGUCAUCGAGAUCCGCGACACUUCGCCCAAGCCGCGGGUCCAGCAACCCAAGCGAUCCAAGACUCAGAAGUCUGCCAACGACAACGCUGGUUCGCUCAAGCCUUUCUUCGAGGAGGAUUGGGUGAAGGAUCUUCUUGCGAACAGCAAAGGCGUACGCGCCUUCUCGCCGCCCGAGUUCGCUGGACCUAGCCUCAACGCGCGCGAGCCACAGCAGCCACCUGCUUCGCAAGCCGCACGAGACCUCGAAGGUGUUCCAGCUCGGGCCAAAUCUGUAUCUCAGCCCGCCCACGCUCAGCAAGGCAGUACCAAAUCGGUAGUUGUCGCGAUCCGCUCCAACACUGGCAGCGGCAACAGUUCGAGCAGUUCCGCAAUCCGCAUCGGUAACAGUGUCGGCAACAACAGCAGCAGCAGCGACGAAGACACUCUCCUCGCAAAUUCCUACCGAGUCUCGCUGACCGCACUCGACCAUUCUUCGCCUAGGCGUGUAGCUACAACCAAGGUCGUAGAAGCGGUGGCAGAGCUCAACUUGGCUUGCCAACGUGAGGCCGAAAGCCUGGAGGUGAAGCUCAUGGAGCGCGACCUUGUCAUUGACGGGCUGAGGGCCCAGCUCAGGAAGAGGUCUUCCAAGUAG
This is a messenger RNA of Sporisorium graminicola, 1083 nucleotides long. RefSeq lists its product as uncharacterized. The transcript has 2 exons. Bases 1 to 1083 code for a protein of 360 amino acids. The record is from RefSeq and is a predicted model, not a curated record. NCBI's taxonomy places the organism in Eukaryota, Fungi, Basidiomycota, Ustilaginomycetes, Ustilaginales, Ustilaginaceae.